AUGAACUGGGGGUCCUUUUACGCCGUGAUCAGCGGCGUAAACAGGCAUUCCACCGGCAUCGGCCGCAUCUGGUUGUCUGUCAUCUUCAUCUUCCGAAUCCUGGUCCUCGUAGUGGCGGCCGAGUCGGUCUGGGGAGACGAGAAGUCUGGCUUCACCUGCAACACCCAGCAGCCCGGCUGCAACUCUGUCUGCUAUGACCAGUUCUUCCCCAUCUCACACAUCCGCCUGUGGGCCUUGCAGCUCAUCCUGGUGUCCACGCCUGCUCUCUUAGUGGCCAUGCACGUAGCCCAUCGCAGACACAUCAACAAGAAGAUCCUGAAGAAGUCCGGGCGUGGUUCCCCCAAGGAGCUGGAACAACUCAAGAACCAGAAGUUUGCGAUCACAGGCGCCCUCUGGUGGACCUAUAUGAUCAGUGUGCUGUUUAGGAUCGUUCUGGAAGUCGGCUUCCUUUAUAUAUUCUACCUGAUCUACCCUGACUUCAAGAUGUUCCGUCUGGUCAAGUGUGACUCGUACCCCUGCCCCAACACUGUCGACUGCUUCGUGUCGCGACCCACGGAGAAAACCAUCUUCACCGUGUUCAUGCUCUCAGUGUCGGGGGUGUGUGUUCUCCUCAACCUGGCCGAGGUGGCCUACCUGAUUGGCCGAGCCUGUCUGAGGUGUAUCCAUGGUAACCAGGAAGAGACUAAGGUAGCAUGGAUCGGUCAGAAACUGUCCUCCUACAAACAGAAUGAAAUCAACCAGAUGAUCGCUGACCAGUCAAAGUUCAAGUUCAACAUGGGAGCUAGGAAGACCUCUAUGGAGAAGGGAGAGCGGUGCUCUGCUUUCUGA
Molecule: messenger RNA, 828 nt
Organism: Coregonus sp. 'balchen'
Lineage: Eukaryota; Metazoa; Chordata; Actinopteri; Salmoniformes; Salmonidae
Source: the annotation of a GenBank genome assembly